Molecule: messenger RNA, 915 nt
Organism: Cryphonectria parasitica EP155
Lineage: Eukaryota; Fungi; Ascomycota; Sordariomycetes; Diaporthales; Cryphonectriaceae
Exons: 3
Source: RefSeq, a predicted model, not a curated record
AUGGCUCUGCUCGUAGCACCCUACACCAAUGCCAUGCGGCUUGGGCAAGGAUUUAAUUCCUACACGCAACAAAUCUGUGUGGACGAUGCCGUGUUUGCGGAUCGGUUCGAAGGCAUGGCGACCAGCGACGAGAAGUACAACUUCGACGCCAGCGGAGCGAGGGGCCCAAGCCAGACGGUCACAUACUCGAGCAGAUUCAUCGACAGGCUCAGCGAUGUCACGGAGGACAUGGCCAUCUCUGGCGCGCUCUCGGUCAAGAUGGCCAAGAUUGGCGGCUCUGGUCGAGGAUCGUUUGUGGAUUCGGACAAGUUCAAGGAGAGCGACCUCAACUUCUACAUUUCCGUCAAGGUCGUCAACCAGACGGUCAACUUCAAAGACGCCCUUGUCUAUAAUCCCAUGCGCUCUGUGGGCAUCGGCUCAGAUGACUUCAACAAGGUCUACGGAGACAGCUUCAUCUCUGGCUUCCAAGAAGGAGGCGAGUUCAACGCCAUCAUCAGCAUGAAAGUGCACAACAAGGCCAAGCUGCUAGACAUCCAGGCCGAGGCAAAGGUCGCUCUGACAGCUGGCCCAGUUGAUAUCACCGCAGAGGCCAAUGUGGGCAUCGCCAGGACCAACCUGGAGAUGAACACCGAGACCACCAUCCAGGUGAGCUGGUGCGGUGGUGGCCACAUCAAGCCGAUGGAGCAGCCAUGGAACAUCCAGAGCGUCAUGCAGGCUGCUGCCCGCUUCCCCAGCCUCGUUGCCGACUGCCCGCAGAGAACACAUGCCAUCCUGACCAAGUACGAGAGCCUGCGAAGUUUUGUCUCGCUCAAGCCUGCGCAAUAUUCUCCUCUCCAGUAUGAGAAUGCGCAGAUCUACACCAACGUGCUGAUGGAUGCCUUCAUGUCGUACAAGUCCCUGUACAAGAAGCUCGGA